Blumeria graminis f. sp. triticale is the source of this 1455-nucleotide messenger RNA. NCBI's taxonomy places the organism in Eukaryota, Fungi, Ascomycota, Leotiomycetes, Helotiales, Erysiphaceae. The record is from the annotation of a GenBank genome assembly.
AUGGAAGUCAGUAACCCCGAUACGAAGCACAAUCAAGUACAGGUAUAUUUUAGUACGACUUCUGAAGAUAUCGCAUUGCCCGAAUCUAGGAGAAAUCUCCUUGUCCCAACUUACGUGCAGAGAUAUGGCUUAUCCCAGAUUCUCAACUCGGAAUCUAUGCUAAGCACUUCUGUACCGAUUCCUUUUGAUUUCCUUAUCAAUGGUAGUUUCUUGCGAACUAGCCUCGAAGAAUAUCUUCGCUCUAAUGGACUGUCUUCCGAAACCAGGCUCAACCUACAAUACGUUCGAAGUUUGAUCCCGCCUUCUUACAAGGCUAGUUUUGAGCAUGAUGACUGGGUUAGUUGCGUGGAUGUUAUCUCAACACAUUCUCUCGCAGGGAGCUGGGGAGGAAAUAAUGUACCCUUAGGCAGAGAGCUAAUCCUCUCGGGCUCCUAUGACGGACUUUUACGGAUCUGGAAUCAGAGUGGACAAGUUGUUACCACUUCAGGUGGUUAUGAGUCUGGAGGGCAUUUAUCGAGUAUUAAGGCGGCCAAGUUUAUUUCACCAACUAUGAUUGCGUCAACUAGUCUAGAUAGGACCAUUAAAGUAUGGAAGCUUACUCAGUCAGACGAAGGUUUCAACGGAAAAUUGACGCCAAAACUGACUUUGUACGGACACCGUGGGGCAGUUGAAUCGAUUGAUGUACAUGGCCCCUCAGGUCGCAUGAUUUCUGGCUCGAACGAUGGGACAAUGGGAGUAUGGUCUUUCUCCAAGAAUACUGCACCUGAAGCACCGGCAAGCCUUCUAGCACCUGAAUCAGCAUCUAAACGUCGGAAGCUGGAAACAAUGGCAUCGACGCCUCAGCGCGGACCCCUUUCAAUUCUUUCAUCCAACUUAGGACCUGUCACAGCCGUUAUAUUUAACCCUCUUGACUCAACUGUUGGAUAUUCAGCAUCUCAAGAUCAUAGCAUUCGGACUUUUGAUCUCACGACAUCCAUUUUAGUGGACACACGAACCACUUCGCAUCCUCUUCUCUCCCUGGUCGCAUUACCGGGCAUUAGUACGCAACUUUUGGCUGCUGGUACUAGUGCUCGGCAUAUCACACUUAUAGACCCACGUGUUUCGGCUCAGUCGACUCAAGUGAUGACUUUAAGAGGCCACACCAACAAAGUUGUUUCACUGGCUAGCGAUCCUGAGAGUAAUUAUGGAUUAGUGAGUGGAAGUCAUGAUGGCACCUGCCGAAUCUGGGACUUGAGAAGUAGUAGAUCAGGUACUAAAGAAGAAGGGAACGGGGUCGUUAGUGAGGCAGUCUAUGUUAUUGAACGUGAAGGUCACCAGGGAAAGAGACCAGUUGGUGGUGAGGGUAUCAAAGUAUUCGGAGUACAUUGGGAUAAAGAAGUUGGAAUGGUCAGUAGUGGGGAAGACAAAAAAGUUCAGAUUAAUCACGGAAGAGGUGUUACCAGACUCACGACUUGA